AUGCAAGCUGCUGCGGUGAAGGUUAACGCGAGGACAAGAGUACAGGACGGUUCUGGACGUAAGACAAGGAAGGUUGAGUUGACAGUCAACGCACUAGAGCAAUUCUAUCACAUGAGGCAGGAAGACGCAGCAGCCAUUUUGGGAGUUUCCCUCUCGAGCCUUAAGUCCUCCUGUCGUAGGCUAGGAAUUUCGCGAUGGCCAUACUCUCGAAAGCGAAACGAGGAGCAUGAUACCUUCGUCAGCGUGCUCUUGAACAAUGGAGAUGAGAGUUUUUCACUUUCAAACGAGCAAGACUUCCAGCAUUCCCAAACUAGCAGUGAUUCCUCAUCACAAGAAAUGAAGGACCAAGAGGAUGACCAUGAGGACAAUAUUGAAGGGCUUUCAGAGAGUGGAAGUGAACACACAGAAUCGGCAGAAGGUGCUGAAGUUGUGGAUUCGAAGUGGAUUCGCUGGUUCAUUGAAGUGGGAGACAGUGACAUCAUUGAUAAUGAAACACCGUUGUUUCCAUAA
Molecule: messenger RNA, 510 nt
Organism: Guillardia theta CCMP2712
Lineage: Eukaryota; Cryptophyceae; Pyrenomonadales; Geminigeraceae
Exons: 1
Coding region: 1-510 (169 amino acids)
Molecular function (GO): DNA-binding transcription factor activity
Source: RefSeq, a predicted model, not a curated record